This is a messenger RNA of Penicillium alfredii, 1197 nucleotides long. RefSeq lists its product as uncharacterized. Gene Ontology annotation, molecular function: oxidoreductase activity. The transcript is spliced from 3 exons. The coding region runs from base 1 to 1197 and encodes 398 amino acids. NCBI's taxonomy places the organism in Eukaryota, Fungi, Ascomycota, Eurotiomycetes, Eurotiales, Aspergillaceae. The record is from RefSeq and is a predicted model, not a curated record.
AUGGCAUCACGGAAAUGCGCUGCAGUGGUUGUGGGAGCCGGCCCUGCCGGUCUGGCUGUUGUUGGGAACUUACUGGAGCGACAACUGGGCACAAUAGCUUGGGUUGACCCCAGUUUCGAGGCCGGUCGAGUGAACCGGAAGUACCGCGAGGUUCCCAGCAACACCAAAGUGUCCUUGUUCCAGGCCUACGCGACAGCCGUGCAGCCCUUCCGAACAGUGAUCGAUAACGCCCGGGCUCCAAAUGCGUUUUCCACGCUGGCCAAGCUGGACCAGGACAAGACCUGUCAUCUGCACUACGCCGCGGACAUGGUGCGCGGGCUCACCGACGGGCUAAUGAAGAUGGAGCAGGUCUACGCCUGCCGCGGCUUCGUCACGGCCGCCAGUCUCGCCGAGAGGUCUGCAGCAGCGUCGUCUUCUGCAGCCAAGUGGACCGUCCGCAUCAAGCGCUCUGACUCGUCAGAUGAACUGGAGAUCGAGACCUCACGGCUGAUCCUCUGCACGGGCUCGCACCCCACCCACCUCCCCGUCCCCGUGCCAGACCUCGGCAUCCAACGCUUGGACCUCGACACCGUCCUCAAGCCCACCGAGCUGGCCGAGCUCCUCCCCGACGACCGCGCAGUCACCGUCGCCGUCGUCGGCGCUUCGCACAGUGCCAUCCUCGCCCUCCUCAACCUCGUCCAGCUCGCCCACUCUUCGCACCCGGCUCUCCGCGUCCGCUGGUUCACCCGCCACCCCCUCCGCUACGCCGAGUACAAGGAUGGCUGGAUCCUGCGCGACAACACGGGGCUCAAGGGCCUGGCUGCGGACUUCGCCCGCUCCCAGUUGGAAGACGACCGGCUCCCGUCCUCGCCCGCCGGCGAAAUCAUCACCAAAAUUGACUGCGCCGGCGGCUCCGCUGCCGAGUCGGCGCAGUACCGUGCCCACCUUCCCGCCUGCUCAUAUAUUGUCCAUGCCGUCGGGUUCACCCGUGAUCCUCUCCCGAAGCUGGUCAGCGGCGGUGCGCCCCUGGCGAUGGAGUUCGAUCAUGAGACCGGCAAGUUCCAUGAGCACGGUGACGGGCCCGUGAUUCCCGGCUUGUAUGGUGCUGGUAUUGCCUUCCCCGAACGCGUCGUCGACCCUCACGGGAAUGUCGAGUAUGUCGUGGGAUUCUUCAAGUUUAUGAAGUUUCUCAAGCGGGUGUGUCCGUCGUGGACUUGA